Messenger RNA from Micropterus salmoides (largemouth bass), 4546 nucleotides. Its product is annotated as complement C4-A-like. NCBI's taxonomy places the organism in Eukaryota, Metazoa, Chordata, Actinopteri, Centrarchiformes, Centrarchidae. Gene Ontology annotation, biological process: complement activation. Gene Ontology annotation, cellular component: extracellular region. Gene Ontology annotation, molecular function: endopeptidase inhibitor activity; protein binding. The record is from RefSeq and is a predicted model, not a curated record.
CAUGAUGAUUAUGUUAUUUUGUAUAAUGUAACAGAAGACAAAAUAUGCAACAUUGUACGAAUGCAAAAUAAUGAAGGAUACAGUAAGUGCUAUUUUUCUACUUUGUGUGCAGAUUCUUUAUAUCAGCCCCCCACAGUGUUUCAUGUGGGUGUAAAUGAGAAAGUUUUUGUCCAGAUGGGAAAGUUUCAUAUCAAUAAUUCUGUUACUCUAUACCUGGAGCGUGAGGAUGAGGCUGGCAGUACUCGUGUGUCUGAAAAGAAAACUGCUCUGUGUACAGCAGAAGGGAAGAUCGAAAUUGUUGAGCUCAUGGUAGACAAAGAAAUUAUGUCAAGAUUUCCCCAAAAUUAUGAACAUGCCCACCUUAAACUGGUGGCAGAGAGCCUCUCCUUUAGUGGCAGGAAGGAAACAAAGGUUCUGGUAUCAAAGCGCAGGGGCAAUAUCUUUAUUCAGACUGAUCAGCCAAUCUACAGCCCAGCACAAACAGUGAAGUACAGGAUAUUCACUCUUGACCACACAUUCAGGCCUCAUGAGGGAGUGUUCCUCAUCUCAGUAUUUAAUUCUGCUGGAAACAGAAUAAUGAAGUCCCUUAAGUCUGCAAAGGGAGGAAUACUCAGAGGCACAUUCCCCAUACCUGAUCACAUAUUUGGUUUACAAAGAAUAGGCACAUGGAAGAUUACAGCACAUUAUGAAGGUGAUGAAGCAAAUGUUGUUUCUCGAGAGUUCAGAGUCCAAAAAUUUGUUUUACCAAGUUUUGAGGUGAACAUCGCAAUGGAGCACAACUAUAUUUUGUUGAAUGCUGACAAGUUUGACUUCAAAAUCUUAGACAGGUAUUCACAUGGUGAGGAAGUUAACGGGGCUUACCACUGCCAGUUUGGAUUGGUGAAAAAAGAUACACAUGGUCAGAAAAUGAAGCCUGUAUAUAUCAGUUGGCUUGAGUUAACUGGUUCGGUUCAGAAUGGAACUGGAACAGCUUUUCUCCAGAUGGCAGACUUACAUGAGCACCUCCAAAAACAGCAGAACCAAACCCUCUCUGAAUUACAGCAGAGUGGAGCGCAACUGUACUUAGGAGUAUUUGUCACCAACAUACAAAGCGGUGAAAUACAAGAAGCAGAAGUUUACCUUCUUAUGAUUUCUCACAAAUACACCAUCGAUCUUUCUCGAACCCGCUCAUUUCACCUUCCAGGAUAUCUGCUAGAUGUGGUGGUGGUCCUGCGUCUCCCAGAUGGCUCCCCAGCAGCUGGUGUGCCAGUAAAGAUUGAUGUACCAGAAUCUUCAGAGAAAUCGUUGAAUGCCACUACUAACCAGGAGGGGGCAGUGUAUCCUGUGUUUAAUAUUCCCAAUGUGUAUUGGAUUACUGUUAAAGUGUCGGCAGAUGGCCUUCAGGAAUGGAAAAGAAUUCGUCCUCCUUCACCUUGAAAUCGCGGCUACCUUUACCUGAGUAUUACCAACAAGAUGUACUCUGUGGGCGAGUUCCUAACUGUGAAUUAUAACACCAUGAAUGGCCAAAAACAUGGGUUUAUAUACUACAUGGUCUUAAGCCAUGGGAUCCUAAUAAAACAAGACAACAUACAGAUAACGCCUGAUAUGGUGCCAUCAUUCCGUCUGAUUGGCUACUACUACAACCAGCAUGGUAACAUCAUUGCUGACUCGGUGUGGGUAGAUGUCAGGGAUGAAUGUGAGAUAAAGGUCAAGGUGAGUAAACAGAACAGAUGUUUAUGUGUAGUUAAGCCACCUGAGGUCAAAGCAUCGAAGAGGGCAUUUGUGUCCUACAACUAUGGCUCUGACAGCCUACAGGUAGCAGUUCAUAUGGAACAAACUGAAGGACUUUGCUCCCCCGGAUCAGCCACCACUACAUCUUUUGUCAACAUUACUGUGGAGCCACAGUCUUCCCAGUUUGUGUCCUUCUCGGCUGUCCCCAUGGUAACUGGCUCCAUACCCAUCAAAAUACGUCUCUAUGAUAUAGAGAAUAGAUGGGGGAUAGAUGCAGUUGAGAAGGCUUUGAAUGUGUUGACAGAAGGACUAGAAAAGAGAGAGGAAGAAACCCAGGUGCUUAAAUUAGAUGGAAGGAACAGUCAGACGAUUGCUAUUGAUGGAACUUUACCAGAUGACAUAGUGCCCGACUCUAGCUCCAAUAUUUUCAUUUCAGUGGAAGGGGAUGGAUUUUGCAGUUCACAUGCAGAGUUCCUUCUUUCUCCCGAUAAGGUUGCUAGCCUGAUUGUAUUGCCUAGAGGAUGUUCAGAACAGACAAUGAUAGGAUUGGCUCCUACAGUUACAGCCGUCCGCUACCUUGACCUGAGUGAUCAAUGGUUUGACCUGCCUGCUGGUGCCAGAGAUGAUGCUCUUGAUAAAAUUGAGGAAGGUUUUAUGGGGAUUUUAACAUUCAAGACAAAAGAAAAUGGAUAUCCCCCAUUUCUUUCAGAGCAACCUAGUAAUUGGUUAACUGCCCUUGUAGUGAAAGUGCUAUUGUUGGUGGCGGAGCGUCAGAGAAUGGCUUUUGGAGUGCAAGGCAGGAAGACUAGGGUUAUACCAGAUGAAGAGAUCAGGCAACCAGUUAGUUACUUGCUCUCAGUACAGGAGACAGAUGGGUCAUUCGAUGACCCACAUCCAGUGCUACGCAGAGGAGUUUUGAAAGGAAGAGACAAAGAAGCCUCCAUGACCGCUUUCAUUACUCUUGCCCUUCACCGAUCUCUUCAAAUCCUGCAAACCGAAGAGAGAAAUAAUGCGGAUGCAAGCAUUUCAAGAUCAACAGCAUAUCUCCUGUCACACCUUGAUGAGCUUCAGCAUCCCUAUGCUGUUGCCAUUACAGCCUACUGCAUUGCCAUUUGCGUGCCAAGGGGAACAGAUCAUUCAUCUGCCUGGAAAAAACUUCAAGCCCUGGCUAGGAAGAAUGGCUGUUAUCUGUGGACAACUGAUGCCAACCAGAAUCGUGAGAGGGAAGAUGGCAUCACAGUAGAGACUACAGCCUAUGCCCUCCUAACAGCAGUGGAACUUGGGCAUACCGAGUGGGCAGACAACGCAGCCUGCUGGUUAACCUCCCAAGAAAACUAUUUUGGAGGCUACAAGUCAUCACAGGAUACCAUCAUGGCAUUGGAAGCCCUCACGGAGUAUGAGCUAAAGAGGUCUGUCAGUCCUGAAGCAAAUCUAAUUGCAGAGUUCACCGUCCCAGGAAAGAACGACAUUGUAAAGCUUGUACUGGAAGAUAAGAAGGAGAAGGUGGAAACGGACCUUAAGAAACUUAGAGGGAACAACAUUGACGUGCAAUUGACAGGAAAAGGUGAUACCAAGCUGAAAGUUGUGAAAGCUUUCCAUGUACUGGAUCCCAAGGACGAUUGUAACCAAGUGUCUAUCAGCGUCACAGUGACGGGGAAAGUGAAGUACACUGCUAAGGUCAUAGAAAGUUAUGAAUAUUAUGAUGACUAUGAUAACAACGAGGAGAAAGAGGCACGAGUGCCACGAUCAGCCAUUGAGUGGUUUGAUGCUCGCACCCGAAACAGGAGAGAUCUUGAUAACAACUUAAAUUCAGACGAGACUGUCACCUACAAAAUCUGUGUCAGUCAUAGCCUGAACAGCAAUCUCACAGGAAUGGCCAUUGCUGACAUCACACUUCUGAGUGGAUUUGAGGCUGUAACUGAUGACCUGGACAUGCUCUUUGAAUCAGAGGAAUGUAUUAGUUUUGAUUCUAUACAGAGAGUACCAAUUGGCCUCCUACAGCCUACUCCAGCUGUGUUCUAUGAUUAUUAUGAACCAAACAGAAAGUGUACUGUGUUUUACAACGCCCCCCAAAGAAGCAAGAUGGUCUCCAAACUGUGUUCAGAGGAUGUGUGCCAAUGUGCAGAAAGACCCUGUCAUAAAGUACAAAAUACAUUCCAGUCAGAAAGAGGUCGAAAAAUCACAAAGAAUGACCGUUCACAACAUGCUUGCUUCUUCCCUACAGUAGAUUACGCAUACAUUGUGGAAGUCCUCAACGUUUCUCUGAAGAGCAACUUUGAGCUCUAGAAAACGAAUGUAAACGAGGUUCUCAGAUCACAUGGAGAUGUCCAUGUGACUGAGAAUUCUGUUCGAGUGUUUGCUAAGAGGCGUCAGUGUAAAGGACAGUUAGAUUUGGGAAGACAGUAUCUCAUCAUGGGCAAAGAUGGCUCCACAACCGACUCAAACAGAAUGAUGCAGUACCUGUUGGACUCAAACACCUGGGUUGAAAAAAAGCCUUUGGAAAAAGAAUGUAGAAAAAGUUCUAACGCCUGUGCAGGGUUUAAUAUGUUUACAAAUGAGUACAAGCUUGAUGGCUGCAGACAGUGAAAUGGAAUCUGUUUCAUUUUACUUUCAUUUUCAUUUUAGUGUAACUCAGUAGUUUCCCACACAGACAGCACGGGUGUUGAGAGCUCUAUUCUUUACUGUUUAUAAUCAAAUUCAUGUAAGCGUGUCAGCCCGACUCCACCACAGUACCAUUUGAACUUUUAUUACUUACAAUGUAACCAUUAAUCAUUUAUGUCCAAUACAGCUAUCUGUGCCUAAAGUAAAGUAACUUAUCUUAAUAUUGUCUAGCAAA